Molecule: messenger RNA, 1378 nt
Organism: Tilletiopsis washingtonensis
Lineage: Eukaryota; Fungi; Basidiomycota; Exobasidiomycetes; Entylomatales
Product: DFP-domain-containing protein
Exons: 5
Coding region: 155-1303 (382 amino acids)
Biological process (GO): coenzyme A biosynthetic process
Cellular component (GO): cytoplasm; nucleus
Molecular function (GO): phosphopantothenate--cysteine ligase activity
Source: RefSeq, a predicted model, not a curated record
CCUCUCUUCUCGCGGACCGCAGCGCAGUCCCGGUCUGCACGAGCAUCACCUGCGCCCUGUCUCUGCGUGGCAUUGCGCUCUGCGUCAGGCCCUCUCGGACUGGCACACAGUCCGCCGUCGCUGUCGCACUCGGCAGCGAGACAGGAGCAGCACGAUGGCCUCCUCCUCCUCCGCCGCGCCGAGCGGCUCCGCAGCGCCCGCUGCCUCGGCCACAGACGCCGCCGGCUUCUCGGCUGCCGACUUCUUUGACACGCAGACGCCGCCGCCCACGCUUGCCGAGCAUGCGGCCGCCGUGCGCGAGUUCGUCGAGAGGCACCGCGGCAAGAGACGCGUGGUGCUUGUCACUAGCGGAGGCACGACGGUUCCGCUGGAGCAGAACACUGUCCGCUUCCUCGACAACUUCUCCGCCGGCACGCGAGGCGCGACGUCCGCCGAGUACUUUCUCUCGUCGGGCUACGCCGUGAUCUUCAUGCACCGGCAACACUCGCUCUCGCCGUACACGCGGCACUACAGCCACACGACGAACCCAUUCCUCGACCUGCUCGCCGAGCCGCCGCCGGUGUCGUCCUCGCUGGCGUUCGCGCUGCGAUCCAGACUCGACUCAUCUAACGAUGAGAGCGGCACUGCCACGCCUGGCGCCUCGAUGGAUGCAAUCCGGGUGCGGGCCAAGUACACUGAGCAGCUCCUGCCCGUGCUGCGUGCCUACCACAAGGCCCAGCGCGCUCAGACGCUGCUGCGCAUUCCGUUCGUCACCGUCUCGGACUACCUCUUCCUGCUGCGAGACGUCAGCAGGGAGAUGCAGCUGCUGGGCAGAGAUGGGCUGUACUACCUCGCGGCGGCAGUCAGCGACUUCUUUGUGCCGAGGACCAAGACGCCGCAGCACAAGAUUCAGUCUGGCAAGGGCUCGCUCAUGAUCGAAAUGGACCAGGUGCCGAAAGUGCUCAAACCGAUGGUGGAGCAGUGGGCGCCGGAGGGCUUCGUCGUCAGCUUCAAGCUCGAGACGGAUCCGGAUCUGCUCAUUCCCAAGGCGCAGGCGGCGCUCGAGCGCUACGGCCACCAAGUCGUCAUCGGCAACGACCUGGCGCUGCGCAAGCAGGAGGUCGUCUUUGUCGAGCCGGCACGCGCCGGCAGCGCAGGAGAGCGCGCAUACACGCACCAGUGGCUGCGCCUCUCCGAGCUCUACCCGAACGGCACGCACACGGGCGGCAAGGGCAAGGGCGGCGAGGUCGAGAUCGAGGAGGACAUCGUCCGGGAGCUCAGCACACGGCAUCAGCGCUGGAUCGAGCAGGGCCAAAGGCAAUGAAGCCGCGUGCAAGCCUAGGAUGUCAGAAGAGUGUGAGAUUGAGCGUGGCGACAGCAGGAGACGUAUGAGAUACAG